Messenger RNA from Plectropomus leopardus (leopard coralgrouper), 5770 nucleotides. NCBI's taxonomy places the organism in Eukaryota, Metazoa, Chordata, Actinopteri, Perciformes, Serranidae. The record is from RefSeq and is a predicted model, not a curated record.
UGACUGUGGCGGAGCAGCAUCUGCACCCGGCAUGGCCUGAACGUGCUGCAACAUGUGAGAGACUCCCAUCCCUGAAGACUGUGGACUAGCAACUCAUCCUACUCUCAACUUUUCCUAUGUGUGCUCAAACCCAGCGGCUGGUUUCCAGGUGAACUGGUCCCUGAUGUGACAUUAUGGCAGCAACAGUGACAGAUGCUAAGAAACCACUGGAGCGGAGGAGCAGCUUUGAAAUGGUGCCACCAGACAUGUCUGAGCUGAGGGUCAUUUUGCUGGGAAACAGCUGGUCUGAGAGCAGCUCAGUGGGGAACUUCAUACUAGGAGCGAUUGUGUUCAGCACUGAGGAAGAACCAGACUGCUGUCUGAGAAUUAGAGGACAGUUGAAAGACAAAAAGAUAGUUUUGAUCAGCACCCCAGACCUGCUGCAUCCUGACAUCUCUGAAGACAAACUGACAGAACAUUUGAAAAACUGUGUGAGACUCUCUGAUCCUGGACCUCAUGUGUUCCUGCUGGUUCUGCAGCCUGAAAACUUCACUGAGGAACAAAAACUGAGACUCUGCAGAGUCCUGAAACUCUUCAGUGAUCAAUCAUUUGAUCAUUCAUUGAUCCUGAUAUCACCACCCAGAGAGGAGAGUUCAGGUUUCACAGACAAAGAUGAACCAGAGCAGCCCUUAAAAGACCUGAUCAAGAAAUGUAGAUACAGACACCUGAAGCAGAAGAACCUCGAACGUUCAGAGCUGUUAACACGUUUGGGUCAAACUGCAAAGGAGAACUCUGGAGAGCAUGUGAGCUGUGAUCUGUCUGAGGAUGCAGGUUUGAUAAUGAAACCAGAGUCUGAGCCCAUGAGACCAGCUUUAAACCUGGUUCUGUGUGGGAGGACAGGAGCAGGGAAGACUUCAGCAGCCAAGGCCAUUUUAGGUCAGACAGAGCUUCAUCCAGAGAGUGUUAAACAUCAGGGAGAGGUGUGUGGACGUCCAGUGUCCCUGGUGGAGCUGCCUGCCUUGUAUGGAAAACCUCAGGAGGCAGUGAUGGAGGAAUCAUUCAGGUGUGUGUCCCUCUGUGAUCCUGAGGGCGUCCACGCCUUCAUCCUGGUCCUACCUGUGGGUCCCCUCACCGAUGAAGACAAGGGAGAGUUAGAGACCAUCCAGGACACGUUCAGCUCUCGAGUCAAUGACUUCACCUUGAUUCUGUUCACUGUGGAGUCAGAUCCUGCAGCUCCAGCUGUUGUUAACUUUGUAAAGAAAAGCAGAGACAUCCAGGAGCUCUGUGAGAGCUGUGGAGGAAGAUAUGUUGUUCUCAACAUCAAGGACCAGCAGCAGAUCCCAGAGCUGCUGGAUGCUGUGGAAAAGAUGAAACUGAGACCCAAUGAAGACGAACCACACGGCUACACAACAGAAACAUACGCACAUGCUCAAAGAGAGAAAAUCAUACAACAAGGGCAAAUUAUCAGCAUGCAACAAAGUGAACUUGAGAGGCUGAGACAGAAGAACAAAACCACGUGUGAUGCUGAGAAGCAGAGCUCAGAGUGUCUCAGGAUUGUGAUGAUCGGGAAGACCGGCUGUGGAAAGAGCUCUUCAGGAAACACCAUUCUGGGAAGAAAGGAGUUUAAAGCUGAAUCAAGCCAAAAAUCAGUCACCAAACUUUGUCAGAAAGAACAGACUGAGGUGGACGGUCGUCCUGUUGUUGUGGUCGACACUCCUGGUCUGUUUGACACAACUUUGUCCCAUGAAGAGGUUAAUGAGGAGAUGGUGAAAUGCAUCAGUCUUCUGGCUCCAGGACCACAUGUCUUCCUGUUGGUGUUACAAAUCGGCAGACUCACACCAGAAGAGAAGGAGACACUAAAACUGAUCGAAAAAGGUUUUGGGAAGAAUUCUGAAAACUUCACAAUCAUUCUUUUCACAAGAGGAGAUUCACUGGAAAAUGACGAAGUGUCCAUUGAAGAAUACAUAGAAAAGAAAUGUGACGAUUCCUUUAAGAAGCUGAUUGCUGACUGUGGAGGAAGAUACCAUGUGUUCAAUAACUAUGAUAAACACAACCGCACACAAGUCAGAGAGCUGAUAACCAAGAUUGACACGUUGGUGAAGGUAAAUGGAGGCAGCUGCUACACGAAUGAGAUGCUGCAAGAGGCCGAAGCAGCUAUAAAGAAAGAAGUAGAGAGGAUCCUAAAGGAGAAGGAGGAGGAGAUGCAGAGAGAGAGGGAGGAACUGGGAAGAAAACAUGAGGAAGAAAUGCAAGAGAUGAAAAGAAAAAUGGAUGAACAGAGAGCAGAAAUUCAAGAGGAGAGAAAACUGAGAGAAAAACUACUUGAAGAAAAGGAGGAAAACAUCAACAAGGAGCGUGAGGAGAGAAGGAAGGAACGGGAAAAGAGAGAAGAAGAAGACAAUAAGAGAAAACAACAGGAGGACAUAGAGCGGCAGGAGUGGGAACAAAAAGUUGAAGCUUUGGAGCGACAAAUAAGAUCCGAAUCAGAGUCGAAAGAAACCAUCGACAGAAAGCUGGCAGAGAGCAGAGAGGAGAUGAGGAAAGAACGAGAGAACCGGGAGAAGGAAAGAAAAGGAUGGUGGGACAAACGAUAUCAAGAAGAUGAACAGAGACAACAAGAGGAACAAACAAGACUGAAAAAGCUCCAAGAAGAAUAUGAGCAGGAAAAAGAAAAGUUUGAAAACAAAACAAAAGCAGAUGAAAUCAGAAGGGAACAACAGGAGAAGAAGCUGAAAGAGCUGGAGGAAAACUAUAAUCUGAAACUGGAGGAAAUGAAGAAAAAGUAUGAGGAGGAGGCCAGAUGUAAAGCCGAAGAGUUCAAUGAAUUCAGAGAGAACAAGGAAAGAGACUUUGCAGCUCUGAUCGAAACACACUUAAAAGAAGUGAUGGACCUGAAGGAACAGCAGGAGAAAGACAUGAGGAGGAAGCAGGAGGAAUACGACGCCCUGAUGGAGCUGUCAACUCACAAAGAAAAAAGUCUGAAACGAACUAUGGAUGAACUGCAGGACAAACACAAACAAGAAAUGACUGACGUGGUGCUGCUGAUUCUGACCCAAAAGAAAGAAAACAGAGAAAAAAUAAAGGCAAUGCAGGAAACCCAAAGAAAGGAGGUGGAGAACCUUAAAAAAGAUCUCUCAGCCCAAAACAAAAGAGAGGAGAAGAAACGCAUUAAAACAUUAAAAGAAAAGCACAAUCAAGAAAUGCAAACCCUGGAGAAGAAACUUUCAACCAAGGACAAGGUUGAUCGGGAAAUGCAGAGGGGUGAACUGUCCAUCAGGCAUGAACAACAAAUCAGUGAGCUAAAACUGGAAUUGCUGACGCAGCACAAACAACAUCAGAAGAAACUGCUGCAUGAAUUACAGAAACAACAUGAGCAAAAACUGGAUGAAUUCAAACAGAAACUUCUAGAGAACAAUAAAAUGAAUGAGAGGGCGAAAAUAGACGAACUGCUCUGGAAUCACCAACAAGAAAUGGAGGCGCUGAGACAACUGAUGACGAAAGAGGGAGAGAGUCAGCAGGAAGAACUGGAUGAACUGCAGAAAAAACACCAAGAAGAAAUGAACAAGCUGAAGGAGAAACUUUUGACCACAGAGGCGGGUGGGGGAUGGGGCUGCACUUUGCUAUGAGAUUUUGUAUUUUUGUGCCAAAAAUAGGGCGUGUCCCAACAGCAGCCUCGUUUCAACCUCUGCCUGUUCGUAUUGACCAGGUGUGCUUUUUUUCAGCAAUGUGUCGACUGAACUAUUAAGAACAACCAAUUUAAAUAUUUUAGUCGAGUACACUCCUGGUGCCAAGUUGGAUUUCUUCUUAAUGUUCGUGCUUGUUUAUUGCCCGCUGUGUUAAAUGAGGUGUGUCAGCCUCUGCGCCCGCUGGUCUGAGUGGGUUCAUGAGAGGAAACAUUAUUAGUAUACGGCCCUUUAGUAUUAACGUUUCCCCUCCGUUGUUUUUGUUCAGCACUUAUAUGAAAGAUGUUUGGUCUCUGUGGUAUUUGUCCCUCUGCCAGUGUGAUUGGACAGCAGGGUCAAAAGAGACUGAUGUGCAGCAUUUUACUGAAAAUCGAACAAUGUUAAGCUCUUUGCACUUAGGGGGAAAAAAAAGGGCAAACUUGUUGCGCUCAGCGCAGUAUACACGUUAAUAACGUUAAUAUGCUGAUCGCUCAUCGCAAAGAAUUCAUAAAACAUGCGGGACUUAGAAAAAAUGCUUUGGUGGACCCAAAAGUUGCCCAUCAAGGUCCCUGGAUCAUAAGUGAGUGUAUGUUGGUGCACUACACAUUGUUGCAGCCGACUUUAAGAAAAAAAAAAAAGAUAUAAUGUUUUAAUAAAUCAGGAGAUCAGAAUUUUCUUUUUGUUUAUUAAUAAUUAUGUUACCUGGUCUCAUCACUGCCUCCUGGCUUAAUCCGCUGCACGUUUGCUAAACCAGGAUGAGGACCGAGACUCGGCCUGGAGACCUGAAACCUCCUGGCUUAAUCCACUCUCUAGGUUUUGUGCAUGUGUUUGUAUUUGCUCUUUUUCCCAAGUGUUAACUUUUUUGAGUAUUUAGAUUUAUACUUUACUAUUAUUACCUUUCAUGUUUGUACCAUGUCUUAUGUCCUGUACGGUGCCAGUUUCUACUUCGUGUUUACUCCGUAUGUAUCGUUCGUUCAGCACCAGGAACGCUCACUUACGUUCCUUUAUGUUAUGUACUGAACUAAAUAAUCGAUGAAAGCCAGUAAAGUCUCUCUUAUCUCCAAUGCCAUGACAGUAUUGUGGUUUUGGUUUUGCUUGUACAAAAACACAUAGUAUACGGUUCUUAAAACGUUUUGAGAAUAGUACAGUGCAAACAAUUUUUUAGCAACAUUUUCAGCAGCAAGUUUCAUUUUGGUUCCCAGAAUGUUCUGAAAGUUACGGAAAUAUACUUUUGAAACAUCAGAAAAUGUUUUUCUUUUUUUUUUUGUUAACAUAUCACAUUAAAUUGUCAUUCUAAAAAAUGACCUGUAAUCUUAUCAACAUGUGUUAUUUUGUAACAUUGUGGGAACGUUUUAUAAAAGAACAUGAUCUGAUCCGUCACCUCUCAGCAUCACCAAAACAUCCUCAGGAUGUUGCAGAUAAAACGUUCAUAUUAGUCAGCAUUUAACCUUAAAGGAACAUUAUUUGAAAUGAUAAACGUUCUUAAAACGUUCUUUGAACAUUAGAUUAAAAUGCUUUCUUAAAACGUUAGUACAGCUUGUAGGUAACUUUAACCAAAGUUUUGGGAACGUUCUGUCUUUCCUUUUUUUACAUUCUCUGUUGUGAUAUUAGAGAGUUUUUCAGCAACUUUAAGGUUAUUUUGAGAACCACGUCUCAGCUUUUAAUCAACAUUCAUGAGUCCUAAAAAGUUCUCAAAAAAGUAAAUCUAACUGUAUGACUGAGAUCUGAGGUGUUUUCUGCCUGAUUUCCUGUCUCAGUCCAGCAGGUGGCGCUGUAACAAACCCUGAUGCCUGCAGUCUGAUUCCUGACCUGACAUUUGUGUCUUUUAUUUUUAUGUGAGGCAUCUUUUCUGUUCAUUUUUGUGUAAUUUGAUGCAUUUAAACGCUGGCUGAUGUUAAAUGUGGACCGAAUGACUUUUAGCUGUCAUGCCUUUUCGGUGGAGCGAAAACAUAAUGUAGAGUUUUGUCUUCAGUGUGAUGGUGUCUGUUCAAAUCGUCCUCAUCAGGAAAUACUCUGAACAUUUAACAGACUGAACCACAACGGCUGAAAUAAACAGCCCAAAAUGUCGCUUUGUAGAGUCUACUGAUGCACUGUGUGAGUAUGAAAGAGUGAAAUUAAAAAAUAUAUAC